Messenger RNA from Chara braunii, 6634 nucleotides. Lineage: Eukaryota; Viridiplantae; Streptophyta; Charophyceae; Charales; Characeae. The record is from the annotation of a GenBank genome assembly.
GUGAGUCUUAGAUUGAGUCUGUAGGUUUGUCUGUAAGGGGUUAUAGUCUACGUGGUGAGGUUUGGAACCGCUAAUCUGGUUGUGCACUGACACCAUGGUUGAGACCCGUAGUGGGACGAGCACUAGCCCCUACACCCAGGAACAACAAGAGAAGAUGGCCGCCUUAGUGAGAGAAAACAAAGAGAGGAAAGAGCUCCAGAAACAGGCGAAGCUAAAGGCUAUUGCAGAGGAGCAGGCGGCAAAGAUGAAGAAUCUGGAGGAGGAGAUGAAGAGAGUUCAACAGGAGGAGGAAGAGAGGAGAAAGCCUGCCGACGAGGAAGCAGCAGCAGAAGAAGCAAAAAAGAGGAUGCGUAUUGAGAGUAGAGAGGGGAGCAGUGGCACAAAAAAGGAUGGAGACGCAGAGAUGGAGAAAAAGAUCAGCGAGUGGGUCGCUAAUUUAUCAUUGGGGGAAGACAAGGAGGCGGAGUCUUAUGUGCCACAGGAUGAGAGAGAUGCGUUAGCCAGGGAGCUAAUGGCAAUGGAGGAUCCCAUGGAAUGGCGAGAAAGAGAAGAGGAACAGAAUUAUAUUAGCCAUAGGGCGCUGAAGAAGCUGAGGCUAGGACUGAAAGUCCAAAAGUUAGCAGACCCUAUAGUCAGUGUCCUCGCGGACAACCGCACGAUGCGAGUUGAGGACUACGUACAGGGAGUCCAUGCGUAUUUCCGCGUAGAGAAGGAUGGGAAGGUGGAGAAAGUUCUCCAUUCCCUGACUCUCCUCGUACAGGAUGACCUUCCUUUCGACAUAGUGUUAGGAAUGGAUUGGGGAGAGGCAGCAGGGUCCACACUCCACUUGAGAGAGCAUGAAUGUAGGCUCCCUAGUCCGUUAGGCGAGGUUAAGACUGCCCGCCUGUUUCAUGUGUCAGGUGUAGACAACACCUUGGCACAUUGCUGUCUCAGUGCUCCCACGUUUGUGCAAUUAGUGAAGAAGGAACGAUUAGAGGAACAGGUUUUUGUAGUUUAUGUUAGACAUGUCACCGAGGCUAAGGAAGAGGUGAAUUCCAUAGAUCCAACGAUAGCCAAGCGGCUGGAAGAGUUCAAAGAUUUGACUGAGUCACCGACAGGAGUAGUGCCGCGACCCAUCCAGCACACGAUAGAGAUAGAGCCUGGCAGUAGAACUCCUAAGGGAGCAGUCUACAGGAUGUCCCCUAGAGAGUUAGAGGAGUUACGCAAGCAGUUAGACGAACUCCUCGAGAAAGGAGAGGCAUCGUCGAGACAGACACAAUUAUCGGGGUUGGGGAGGUUGCAAUGGUGUGGAAGGGAGGCAUUGAGGGGGAGCAAAUUGGGCUCGUGGGCUGUAAUGGCUAUGGCGUUGUGGGCCUUGGUUGUGAUGGUGGAUGUGCCGUUGCCUGUGGAGGGCACCCAUUUUCGAUAUGGCACUUUGUACUGGCACCAUACGAGGGGCAUGUGUGUGGCCUUCGUGAUGAAGACCGCCUUCCGACGGAACUACAACUGGGGUCAAUACUUUAGAGAGGAGUACAGGAUCGAUAGCGGCCCUUGGAUACACGGAGGGUCGUUCAUUGGGACCAAAGAGAACCGGAAAGCCUUUGAGAACUUUACCAAGGAGCCGGAGGAGGUGUACAUCAAGCGGUACAAGCUCCGAUUUGGGGUGGGAAUGCGGCAAGAGGGGUAUCCAAUGACCCCCAAGGGUAUCUGCAGCAGCCCCUUUCACAAAGGGUGGAACCGGACCUUUCCCAUGCACCCAUGGGGCGAGCUGGACCCACCUGGGGCAAACUUCGACAAGUACGUGUGUGCUCCUUGGUCGGAGACUUUCGGCUUCUUCUUUGGCGAUGACACCCCAGGCUCGGCGGUGGAAGUGGACAUCACCAACAUCGACACCAGUCUGUCGCUGGUGGGCAAUGUGCUCAGAGGCACUAGCAAGCCCAUCGAGCACUGCUACAACCGGCCUGUGGCACCGGACGGCCAACCCUGGCUGGCUUUCUUCACGGGCGGCGACCGGAUUGACAACCUGAACAACAACGCCAAUGGCCGCUACAGGCUGGAGAUCGAGGUGUCACUGAACAUCACCAAUGGUGUGAUCAACACUUCCCCCAUAGCUACACAGAUCCCGGUGCUUCCCGUGCCCUAUACUGACUCUCCCAGCCAUGCUCGGUUUCAAAUAGCCGCGUACGACCCGGAUGUGGGCGAUGUGACCCACUUCCGGCUGGGCGACUCGUUCGAGCAUGGAGCGUUGAUGGCUCACAAAAUGGUGGAUGGGAAGCUGUUUCGAAAGGGGGUGAAGUCUUGGCACCAGGACGUGUACGAGAACUAUGCCUGCAACAAGCUGAGAAGUGCAUAUGGUCAACAAAUUGGUCCCAGGUGGUGUCCCAACUUCAACGAGACCAGCUGGCUGGUGGACGAGAGCAUAAUGCCUUGGAACAAUGCCACUUUCUACCCCGGACCCCCUCCAGACCUGGACAUAGACAGAUACACCGGAUUCGUGACUUUCAGAACGGGGAAGGACCCAUGGACGGCCUCCACUCCAGAGCCUCUGGGAGCUGCUCCUGCGCAGCAGCAGUCAUACAAGCCCAAGCUUCCGGGGUUCUACAACCUAGUGGUGAUGGUGCUAGACGUCAGCCAUGGGGGGCUCAAAGUGCCCAUCGACUUCCUGCUCUACCUCUACCCCUCCAUGCACUACUGUUCCAUUGACUGCAACAACACUAAGCCAGGAGUGGCCAGGCUAUCCACCUUCGAGUCGUUCAACGGGCUGUAUGGCGACCCCCGGCAGGACGAUGCAGAGCACCUGGUCUACGAUAGCCCUGGCACAGGCUUCUGUGCCCUCUGUGGAGGGGGAGGGCAGGUGGUCAAUAGCUCGGGCCAGGUGCUGACUCAAUUUACGAGUGCCCCUGAGGUCCUGAACAUCCGGUACCAUCCCAUCAACCUUGAGAACGGGACCAUGUACUGCCACCUCCAGGAAAAGGUGACUGGGCAACCCCUAGAGACGGGGGACCCCGGCCACAUGAGAGGGAAGAAGGCUGCUGGGUACACAUGCGAUGGGGGCAUACCUUGUAGCGAGGCAGUGACUUCCACCGCCGUGGAAAUUGGCGAGGGCACCUGCAUGGGCACCAGGGAGUACAUCAACGGGGAGGAAUCAGUCAAACCCUAUGGGGGCUCGUUGACUGUGUGCAGACUGAACACAAAGCCGUACUUCUUGACCAAGGACACAGAGCCACCCGGCCCUACCCCUGCCAUGGGUCCGGUUGUCGUUGGGCCAAACAACUUGACGGGGAUUAGGGAGCCAGCCGUGGUGAGGCAGAAGGUAGGGGAGAACGUGACCUUCACUCUGCGUGCCACAGACGAUGACGAGUGCGUGGAGCUGGAGAUCGGUGAGACGGGGCUGUACCCCGGCAUGUCCCUCAGCGACCAUGAACGUCUGGACCCCUGGACAGUGCAGCGGAACUUCACCUGGGCCGUCCAGCUGGGGCCUCUGGGCAAUGAUAUCAGAGACCGAGAUGUGCUGGUGUGUUUCUAUGCCUUUGACAAGUACCUUAUCACGGCAGACCCCUUCCACUGCGUGCGUAUCCUGCUGACAGAGCCGUCGAACGUGAUCUGGUGCGAGGACUCGAUUCCCUACGGUGACACUCCUGCCACCUUUGAGGCCUACUACAGGGAGGAGUCGUGCAUUCCCCUGUGUGUGAGACGGGAUGCCGUGGCUUACCAGGCCAGCCUUGCGAUCAGGACCAUCAGCGACAGUGCGGCGGUCCAAUACCCCUUCCCCCAUGACAAAGUCAACUACCCGUCCACCGGGCAACUUUUGGACUUCCGAGGCACUCACAAUGUGACGGCACGCUACUGUUUCACCCCCACAGAAGGUUUCGAGUGCACCUACACAGUGUGCUUCCAGGGCUUUGACAUGAACCCAGGCUCCAACGACGCGACCAGCAUCCGGUGUUUCCGCAUCGAAGUGCUCAACGACGUGCUGCAGGUGGAAUUCACUCCUCCUUACAACGGGGCCUCGGCUGUGGCCCCGACCCUUAGCAACUCCAUCCUGCCCAACCGGGGCUUGACUUUCUCUGCCUGGAUACUUCCUGGCUGCGACCGCCGUGGUGUCAAUGAGACGGUCCUCCACUUUGGUUCCGCCAAGACUGGGAACUCUAGCGUUGGCAAUGUCAGGGUCCGGAAUGCUAUCGUCUGGAACAUGGGCACCCAAGGCGGCAGGUUCCUCUACUUCGAUGGCCAUAUCGGGGAUGUGUUUAGCCCUCCCUACUACUCUUGCAACCUAUGGCAUUACGUCGUUGUCAGCAUUGCUCCCAACAACUCCGGAAUCCUGGUUGUAGACAACACCAAACGCGGGCAUCGUCUAAACAACCGACGGGAUGUGUACAAGUUCAGCAUCACACCUUUCGAGACCCCUUCGCGUCCCGACAAUGGGAUUGAUGGCGACGAUGAUGGGUACUUCAACAUUGGUUAUUUCCCAGGCCAACCCUUCUUGGGAUCUGUGGACGAGGUGCGAGUGUGGAACAGACCUCUCACUCUUGACGAGAUCCGCGAAAAGAUGUUUCUUAGGCAACUGGACCCCAGCACGGAACGCAACCUGGUCGGCUACUAUACUAUGAGGCCAUCACCUCCCAUCCUCGUUCCUUGGUAUUCCCUUAUGAGGUACAGGUACAUGCAAACUCCCAACCACACCAUGAGGGAGGGCUUCCACGAUUUCUCUGGGCACAACCACACCCUCAUCCCCACCCAUCCACGGCAAGGGAUCAUGGCUGCCUACGGGGCACAAGCCGCCAUCCCCUCUAUGAUUCCUUGUGUCAUGGGCCUCGAACACCCGGUCGGUCCCUGUCAUGGGGACUGCCCCAUGGACGUCUAUGGCUGGUCCAUCGCUGCUAGCCAAAUGCUCAAGUGCAGAUUCGGAGACGUCGAAGUCGAGGGUGUAUACGAAGAUGAUCGCACAGUCAGAUGCAGCUCUCCAGGCUACUUCUCCCCUCGCUAUGUCGACGUCACUCUUAGCAACGAUGGCUAUCGCUUCACUAACCCUGACGACAUUGGCAAGAGGACCCAGCAUCUAUACCUUGAAUCCACUUUGUACCUUGAUGGAACAAAGAACGCUGGAGCCUCAGCAGAUGGUGUCUGCCAGGACCUGCCCUCCUCUGCUGUCACCUUUGGAGGAUGGUUCUGUCCACGCUCUCCUGCUCCUGCUCCUGCUCCUGCUCCUGCUCCUGCUCCUGGCCCUGUCUCUGUGGUGACGGCCCUCCUGCUCACGCUUCUGGAUGGGGACACUACAUGGAACGAUUACGGCAAGAAGGUCACCCCAUCACUGUGUCACUCUUGAGGAGGCAUGGGUGUGUGUGUGUGUGUGCGCUUGUGUGUGUGUGGUUGUGCUUGUGUGGCUGUGUGUGUAUAUUAUGGCACGUUCACAACAAAAAUCGUGUGUGUGUGUGUGUGUGUGUGUGUGUGUGUGUUCGCGCGUGGUCACACAUAAGCACAGAUACGGUGAGGAGGUCUUGAGCAAGGGGAAAAGAGAUCAAGAAGAAAUCCCUUUUGUUGGAUUUACGUCUCACCGCGCCUGGAGGAUGAAUUACUGCUGAUCAGUCUAUCGGUACUAUUCGGUAGUAUCGGAUCAAGUCACGUGGUGCAAACCUGUUCGUUGGUGACGACGCCUUUUCGAGCGAGACGAUGCUGAGGCACACACACUGUUGUCGCCACUUCCAUAAAGGCCUGUCCAUUUUUUCUGAGGACGACGGCUUUGACAAAUAAUCUCAGCGAACUGACUGACCCCAGGGCAAAUCUGAUUCCUUGAAUUUCCUUCAGGAUUCGAACUCAGGUCAGUUUAUCCAUGGUUUGAAGGGUGUACCAGUCUGGUCCAGUCAGCCACAUGCGCGGCGGGGUACUUUGACAGAGGCUUGUUUUCAGUUCCAAUGGACUUUCUGAGUCUGGAAACCGCAAACACAAUCGGCAUUCGACGCCUAAAUCUUGAAGCACUUUGAGAUUUUUUUUUUGUUGCCGUUACAGCUGGGUAUACAUGCAGUUCAUGGGAAUCCAUAAACAGCGUAAAGCUGCAGUGUUAUAACCAGUUUUCGCACCUAAAUUUUGGCGCUUAGAAUGGUCAGGGGAGAUUUGUAAAGCUGUGUUAAAAAGGAAAUGGGGCAUUUUACACUGAGUUAUGCUCAAGUCAGGGUACUUGUAUUUAUGUGCCAAUAGGUAGAAUCUGAUGCGGUGGUGAGAAGGGAGGCAAAUUCAGUCCUUAGUGUACAUUGUAGGCUGCUUAGACCCGGAGGGAAAUUGCAUGCUCGGUAUGUGUUCUUUUACGGGAUCAGGGUCCCAGUCCCACUAUCCCAGUGCAACUGACCUCAAAGUUUCCAUGGGACUGGGACCUUAACGUUUCCAUUUGGACUGGGGCCUAAAAGAAGUUCACAUUCAGUUUUUUGGGACUGAUGACUUGGUCUUUACUUGAUAGUUUACAUUGGGACUGGCACCUUUCCUCUGGUUCUUUUGACUCAGUCGAUAACCAUCAGUUGCAUUUGAGAGGGCUCGUGUUUAUGUAGCUUAGCAGCUUCAGAGAGAUGCUAUUAGUUUGGCUCCAGUGUUGGGGGGCAGCUGAGCCUCCCUAGCUUAAUCUGAGGACACUGCGAGUACAAGGUGAAGUCUCAGUUCCAAAUCU